Penicillium verhagenii is the source of this 1059-nucleotide messenger RNA. RefSeq lists its product as uncharacterized. The transcript is spliced from 5 exons. The record is from RefSeq and is a predicted model, not a curated record. Bases 1 to 1059 code for a protein of 352 amino acids. Lineage: Eukaryota; Fungi; Ascomycota; Eurotiomycetes; Eurotiales; Aspergillaceae.
AUGACGAUCGAUAAUCCCAAAGAUGUCAUUCACACCGUCAACCUGGUCACCCAGAUUCUAUGUCUUCCUAUAACAACCGCCUUUGUGGCCUUGCGCUUCUAUACUCGAAUUCGGUUUAAGCAGAGUCUGGGAAUUGAAGAUGCUGCCUGUACUGUGGCUUGGGCCCUAUUCAUGGGAUACUGUGUAGUCGGCAUGUUCAUCGGCAAAUAUGGCGGCGGCUACAACAUCAGUGACGUCUCCGACGCCGACAUAAUCCAAUUCAAAAAGUUCUGCUAUAUCGCCACUAUCCUUUACUGCCCAAUGGCUCUCUUCGUCAAAAUCGCCCUUCUCUCCAUCCUAACCCGCAUCUUUAAGCCCUACCGUGGCAAAGUCUGGUUCAUCUACGGCUUCCUCGGCUGUCUCUGCACAUACUACGCCGUGGCCCUCAUCGUCAAAAUCCGCAUGUGCGCCCCCAUCCCAAGAUACUGGCUCGGAGAUGCAGUGGACGGCUCCUGUCUGGAUCAAACUGCUGCCCUGAUUGCCGAUUCCGUCAUCAGUGUCGUCAGCGAUAUCAUCAUUCUCGUGCUCCCCUUGCCCUUGACCUGGUCCCUACAAAUGUCGCGCAACAGGAAGCUCCGCGUUAUCGGUCUGCUGGGUGCUGGUGGUCUCGCUACGGCCUUCAGUCUGUAUCGAUUGGUGCUGGUGCUGAGGGAUGGUAACUCUGCAAACCAGACUAUUGUUUUCAUGGAUGUUAUUCUAUCGGGUAACGCCGAGGGUGGUGUGGGACUGAUUUGCGCCUGUCUCCCCGUUUGCAAUGUUCUCAUUGCUUACUACCGGAAGAAUUACUCUUCCCAAAAGUACUACAACCAGAGCUCCGAGGUCCAACUGGCCGACCGGAACACUGGAACCAACUCCAAAGCAGCAUGGGAGAAGCCUCCCAACUUUGGCGAUCAGAGCCAUCUCAUCUCGUAUGCCGGCGGUCCGGAGGCGAAUGAGUCUGGUGUGUUCGAAGGUAUCAGAAAGACCGUCGCCGUGGAGCAGACUGUCGAGAGUGCCAGUGCAGAUAGCGGCAGCCGAUAA